AUGUGCCGGUUCAUGAUAUACAAGGGUAAAGAGCCUAUGAUGCUCUCAGACCUACUUACAAAACCAGCACAUUCCAUCAUCAACCAGUCAUUUGACUCACGUCUCCGUCUAGAUAUGAGAAACCCCAUCAAUGGAGAUGGUUUUGGUGUGGGAUACUAUCGAAAGCUAGACCAGCCUUGCAUAUUUAAAGCUAUCACUCCAGCCUGGAACAACGUCAAUCUUAAUUCAUUAUCCAACUGUACAGAAUCGCUGCUUGUCUUUGGUCACGUUAGAGCCUCUACUCAGGGAGUAUUAUCCGAGACUAAUUGCCAUCCUUUUCUGUACGGCAGAAUCAUGUUCAUGCAUAACGGAGGAGUGUCGAGUUUUGACAAGAUAAAGAAGAAACUCAUGAACCACGUGGAUGAUAAGUUCUUCACAUUCAUUCAAGGUUCUACCGAUAGUGAGUGCUGUUGUGCUUUGCUACUAGACACUUUGUAUAAGAUGGGCUACGAUCCUGAGGACUCUUCGACCGUUUUUGGGCAUAAAGUAUUGAGGCAAGCCACACUCAAAACUAUCGAUCUUAUAAAGACUUGGCAAUGUGAAGUCACGGAAGAACCUUCCUUGUUGAAUUUCGCCGUGACAGAUGGUGAGUCUGUGGUGGUUACUCGUUAUAUCACUUCAAAGACCGAUGAAGCAGCGUCUUUGCAUUUCAGUACUGGCCUGCGAUUUUUGGAAUACGAAGAUGGAUUGUACAAGAUGGAGAGGCUCAACAGAUCACAAGACGUUGUUUUUGUCGCCAGUGAACCUUUAACAUUUGAACGUGGAGAUUGGAUCUGUGUCCCUACAAACACGAUGAUUUCGAUCACUAGCAACAACACCGUUCUCAUGCAUCCAAUUGAAGACGAGUUCUGGAGUGAUGGUCUAGCAGAGAGAUCCUCUGGUUUGGCCAUGAGAAAAGGUCUCAUGGGCGGUGUACCAACAAAACCUAACACUAAGCCAAGUGCUGAAGAUGAAGUCGAUAGCACUGUUGCUCACCUUCCUCCUUUGGAAAGAGAAGGAAGAAGAGCGAGCGAAAUUGCAUCAUAG
Messenger RNA from Candidozyma duobushaemuli, 1065 nucleotides. It is a transcript of the gene DUG3, whose product is annotated as glutamine amidotransferase subunit. NCBI's taxonomy places the organism in Eukaryota, Fungi, Ascomycota, Pichiomycetes, Serinales, Metschnikowiaceae. The coding region runs from base 1 to 1065 and encodes 354 amino acids. The transcript has a single exon. The record is from RefSeq and is a predicted model, not a curated record.